UCUCGCAAUCAGUGUAAACAAAGUCCCCAUGACUAGCAGACUUAUUUCUCUGUUGCCUCAUUAAUACGAGUUUUAGAGCCUCAAUACUGUUUUAUUUACUGUGAAAGAGCGAGGAAUCUUCCAUCUACAUAGUUAUAACGUGAUAUGUAGCUGUACUGUGUAUAAAUAUUUAUUUGAUUAAGAUAACUGGAAAAAUAUUGAACACAGUAUGGACCAGUUUGACGAGCUGAUCCAGUUUCUUGCACCAGAUGGGCGGAAGGAUGUCAAAAGCGCCUCAUGCAUGACAGUAGCACAGUUAACAGGAACACCUGAUGGCCUCAAACUCCUGUGUUCCAAACCUAAGAUUUUAACAGCAGUCGCACGUCUGAUUAGAGAUGAAGAAGUGUAUACGGCCAAAGAUGCCAUGAGAACUUUGGUAAACAUUUCUGCAGAAGAAACUGGAGCCGAGGUUCUCCUAUCACUUAAGGAGGUUGACGUUGUUGACGAAAUGGUCAAGUGUAUUAUUGAUGAGGAGUACCCCCAUGCUGACUUUGCUUGUGGAGUUCUGUCAAAUAUUUCCAUGACCAAGCAGUAUUGCCAAAAGGUGUUUGAUCGUGUAAAUGAAGGACCGACCAAACUAGAAGGCCUAAUGAAUGUCUUCUGUCAGAUAGAAUACAACAAAAAGGGAGCAAAGUUACACCUGCUGGCACCUAUCAUCACCAACUUUUCACAACUUGCUCUUGGUAGGAAACAAAUUAUGGACAAAAACUCCUUCAUCUUUCAACGGCUCCUCUCCUUCAUGGAAUACCAACCUUCAAAGGGGCGACGGCUCUCAACUGUCGCCACCAUCCAUAAUUGCUGCUUUGACAAAGAACAACACCCAUGGCUUAUGGGUGAAGAGGUGGACUUAGUGCCACGCUUACUCCUCCCUCUUGCUGGGCCAGACACAUUCACUGAAGAAGAAAAUGACUCGCUGCCUGUAGACCUUCAAUUCCUCCCUGACGAUAAAAUACGGGAACCAGUGCCAGAAAUACGGAAGCUGGUUUUGGAGGCACUGAUGCAGAUGUGUGUGACGCGGGAAGGGAGAGAGCUGCUGAGAAGUCAGAAUGCUUACCUGAUUCUCCGGGAGCACCACAAGUGGGAAGAGGACCGUAUUUGCAUCAUGCUCAAUGAAGAUGUUGUAAACCUUCUUCUCAGAACUGAAGAGGAGAUUGGAGUGGAUGACCUGUCAACCAUUAAUGUGCCACCUGACUUAGCAGAUAAAUUUACAAAGCAAGAUGAAGAGUACCUAGCAGGUGGUUCACAAGACCUGAGCACACUCCAAGAUCAAAAAACAUCUUGAAGAUAAGAAUUAUGGCAGUAUAAUAUGAUACUUUGAU
This is a messenger RNA of Penaeus monodon (black tiger shrimp), 1358 nucleotides long. RefSeq names its product protein HGH1 homolog. The transcript is spliced from 8 exons. The record is from RefSeq and is a predicted model, not a curated record. Lineage: Eukaryota; Metazoa; Arthropoda; Malacostraca; Decapoda; Penaeidae. Bases 209 to 1321 code for a protein of 370 amino acids.